Molecule: messenger RNA, 5165 nt
Organism: Bombyx mori (domestic silkworm)
Lineage: Eukaryota; Metazoa; Arthropoda; Insecta; Lepidoptera; Bombycidae
Gene: Grina
Product: glutamate [NMDA] receptor-associated protein 1
Exons: 8
Coding region: 383-1330 (315 amino acids)
Source: RefSeq, a predicted model, not a curated record
CAUCCAGUGGAAUAACAAAAUUUAUCCAAUGAUCUGAGUGCAAUAUUGAUUUAACGCAGUGUGUGACAAAACUGACAUAAGAAAGCCGAGUGAAAUUCAACGAAAACAGAAGCAUUAUAAUUGUGCGAUAUUUUGUGUUUCAAUUGUGAAAAAAAAUUGAUUGUGUUCAUCUAAAGCGACGAAGAUUGUAUUUGUCAAGUGAAUCAAUUGUGAAGUUCAUUGUGUAGAAGGUAAAUAUACUCAAAUGUUUUCGGUCUGAAUGUUUGAAAACACAAAUUAAUAUUCUCUUGUUACAGUUUGAACAUCGGGAGAUUGUAAGUGGAAUUUUAACAAAACGGCUUCGGAAAAACUAAACUCGAAGGACCAACCAAAUUACGAGAGCAUGUAUCAGAAUCAAGGCGGACCGUACCCUCAGGGCGGGGCGUACCCGCAAGGUGGACCGUACCCGCAAGGUGGACCGUACCCACAGGGUGGAGGUUACCCGCAAGGUGGAGCUUACCCUCCAGGAGGAGCGUAUCCCCCGGGUGGAGCAUACCCGCAGGGCGGAUAUGCGCCCCCUCAGCCUGGCUUCCAACCUGCAUAUGGCGGCGCUGGUUACGGUGAACCGGGCUAUAUCCCACCGAACGACUCAGUCGGCGAAGAUGGCGAAGUCAAGGGUUUCGAUUUCACUGAAAAAUCUAUACGCAGGGCUUUCAUCCGAAAGGUGUACGCGAUCCUGAUGUGUCAGCUGAUGGUGACGAUGGGUUUCAUCGCUCUGUUCCUGUACCACCGACCGACCAAAGUCUGGGUGGCCCAAAAUCCCUUCAUGUUCUGGGUGGCCUUCAUAGUGCUGAUAGUCUGUCUCAUCGCGAUGGCGUGCUGUCCCGACGUGAGACGCAAAGCUCCGACGAACUUCAUAUUCCUGGCCAUCUUCACGGCAGCGCAGAGCUUCCUGCUCGGCAUUAGCGCAAGCGUCUACGAAGCGGAUGCGGUGCUGAUGGCAGUUGGCAUAACGGCGGCCGUGUGCCUGGGCUUGACUCUGUUCGCUCUGCAGACCAAGUGGGACUUCACCAUGAUGGGCGGCGUGCUGCUCUGCGCCACCAUCGUCCUCCUUGUAUUCGGUAUCGUGGCCAUAUUCGUGAAAGGUAAGGUCAUAACGCUCGUGUACGCGUCCCUGGGCGCUCUCAUAUUCUCCAUUUACCUCGUCUACGACACCCAGCUGAUGAUGGGGGGCAAGCACAAGUACAGCAUCUCGCCCGAGGAGUACAUCUUCGCGGCCCUCAACCUCUACUUGGACAUCAUCAACAUAUUCCUGUUCAUUCUGACCAUCAUCGGAGCUUCAAGAGAUUAGGCGUUUAGAUUUCUACUCAUGUUCCAUUUGAGACGAGAGUAUUAUGUAUUAAAACAACUUUUUUUUUCUUUUUGAUUUUCCAUUGUUAAAUGUAUUAAUUAAACUAAUACGAUAUUGUAAUAGUGUUUUCGUUUACGCAGAAAUAUGACGAUUACGUUGUGAUAAAUAAUUAAAUAUGUUUUUUUUUAAUAUUUUCACAUUGAAUUAUUUUCUUUAAUUUCGUAUGGCUCGGAUGUCUGUGCCUGCGAGUGAACAGCUGUCAUGAGCCGCGGCCAUUUUGUUUUUGUUCAAAGAGUAUUUAAUGUUGAUUUAUAUUAUGUUUGUUUCACUUUUAUAACUAGUUGUGAUGUUAAUUGCAUUUAUAAUGAGCAAUAAUCAUCGCCUAUCUACUUAACAAAUGAAUUAAGGAUUUUUAUUCAGAUUUUUUUUGGGUAAUAUCGGCAGUACAAGUAAUCUGGUUUUGACACAGAGACACGUUACACAACACUUAAGUUACAUUUUUAAUGACACGGGCAAUGAUAGUUUUGAAACACACCUUCGCGGUCAUAACCUAGAUAUGAAUAUCAAAAAGACCACAUUUAAAAAAAAAUAGAAAUCAAAUUUAGGUCUCAAAUCAAUUCGUAACUUUAGUAAUAAAAAACAUUCCUACCUACCGAUUACAUUAAGUCCUUAUAAGACUGAAUGUGGCUUAUAAUUCAUCCUAUAGUCACCAAUAACUACAAAAUUACGUUACAAUCUUAUAGUAUAAUGACUGACACAGUCAUUAUAGUGCCACAGUAGCUACCGACGCUAGGCCAAGAGCUCGACUCCCGCACAGUAAAAACAUUCAUAUGCCAAAAUAUUGUUUGCUGUCUAUGUAUAUAUAUAUAAAGGAAUAUCAGUGUUUGUACAAGUACAGGAAAUCCUAGUUUAGGGAAAUGUUGUGACCUCGAUUACAGCUGAUAAUUUCGGAACUGCCAAAAAUUACCCAAAAAAAAUCACGAAUAAUCAGUUUCACUGUAUUAAUGUUGGAAUAUAAUAAAUUUCAAUAUGCAUUACGAAUAACGUUUAAGGUUGCUUCGAACUAUAUAUAAUAUGAUAAUUAUAAUUAUUAAUGUUGUAGUUUAAAAACGAUUUGUGUCUUUGAGAACAAACACUAUGUAGAUUGACUGAAUUUAUUAAAUAUGAAAUGCUUGAGAAAAUAGUUUUUUUUAAUAGUGUUAUUCGUAAAAUAACCACACUUUCGAGUCAAAUAAAUACAUAAUAAACAUAAUUGAGUGCUUUAUUAAAAACUUAUUAUAAUAUUCGUAAUUAACUUCAAAUGUUUAGUAGCAGUAUUGCCAAGGUCAAAGCCACGCUGUUUUUUAAAAAUAAAACACGUUAUGCUGUUAAUAUACACGUUUUGCGGUGGCAACCCUAGUGAUAACAGUAGAUAUUAAGAAAAACACUCAAGUAUUUUCAGACACUUCCAACACAGACGUUUGACAUUUAUAAAAUUAUUCAUUGAGUUUGAAAGCGCAAAAAAAAAUUAUGCUGUUUUCUACAUACACUGUUAUAAAUUAAUAAAAGCGUUAUAAAAAUGUAGCAGCUCUUGUGGAAUAUUAAUAAGCUUAUUACUGUAGUACUAUACUAUAGUGACGUUAAUAUUAGUGUUCUAGAAAUAAUUAAAGUAUACCAAACUUAUUUUCUGCGAUCCGGUAAUCACAUUUCCGAAAUUCGAACAAAAAUAGGAUACGACCAUUUAGUGAUGAUCCUUCGUGAGCACGCCUGCCUUACUCGAGACUAUGGCGUCGUCGUAAGCGAACAACGGAAUGAAACUACCUACAAACACAUAAGUCCUAUGUGAUUACGUUAGCGAAGCGAUGCUAUAAUAUAAUCUAUGACAUUUAUAAUUUUAUUUUUAGUUUUUACACAACAAUAUUAAUUCUUAAAACGUUUAUCGCUACAAAAUGGAAACGAACAUUAUAAAAAAUUCAAAUAUAUUUUCUAGUCACAUUUUCAUAUUAUUCUCAUACGUGUUGUACUUUUGAUCAGAAAUAAGUUGUAUGUUUCGCUUCGCUUCGCAUCUCAUCGCAUCGCAUCGUAUCAUUCCAUCAUUCGCUUUAGCUAAUUAGAUUUCAGAGUUUUGUACCUAUGGACAAUUGAACAAUUCCAAAUUUUUCUAAUCGUUUCACAUCCUGCAAGCCGUUAACAGUAUAAAAAAUUACAGAAUAAGAUUGGAAUUCGUGUGUAUUUAAUGUUAGUAUUACUUAUGUAGGUAAUGACUAAGCAAAGUAAAGCGGAAAGAAGCUCGGCUGUAGUCAUCUAAAUUCAGCUUAAUUGAACCUAUUGUUAAGGUCUAAUCUCGCGUAUUCUAAUCAUGUUAUGUCCGACGUAUUAUUUCCGUUUGCAAUACUUACAGUUGUCGUGGUCACAGCCGAAAUCGGCUCGGAAAUAACAAUAAUAAUAUGAUGACAAUAAAAAAGUUCGAGAUUAAAACGUAAAAGUAGUUUUUAAGUCUUUAAGACUCGCGAUGACAAUUCAAAAUUCAGCUUUGUAUAGUAUCUUGGGUCAUACAAAUGUAUUUAUUACGAAAAGUAAACGGGUAUGGGCUACUUAUAAUAUUCACACAGACCGGAUCAUAUACGUUUGGAAUUGGCCGGACCGGAGCCGCCAAUUAUUUUACAUAGACCACCUGGAAGAGAUCUGAAAGCGGUUGUGCACGCAACCGGAGCCGAUCAGCCACGCGAGCGAGAAAGAGCGCGCAAUCGGAGCCGGUCGGCUAACCGAGCGAGAAAGAGCGCACAAUCGGAGCCGGUCGGCUACCCGAGCGAGAAAGAGCGCGCAAUCGGAGCCGGUCGGCUACCCGAACGAGAAAGAGCGCGCAAUCGGAGCCGGUCGGCUACGCGAGCUAGAAAGAGCGCGCAACCGGAGCCGGUCGGUUACGCGAGCGAGAAAGAGCGCGCAAUCGGAGCCGGUCGGCUAUGCGAGCGAAAAAGGGCGCGCAAUCGGAGCCGGUCGGCUCCUCUUAUUAUUUCACACGCAGCGCGUUCAAGCAUUCUUAAUGAAAAAAAAGUAUACAUGCAAAAAUAAAAUUUACUACAAUUACUCAAAACUCUGCUUCCAACGUGAUAAAAAUCUGCUCUCCUCUCCGAGCCGGUCUGUGUAAACGGACCCUAAGCCUCAAGAAAUGGCAACAUUAUCGUCCUUGUCGCGCAUGUGUGACGCAAACGGUAAACGCAGUUUAUGUUCUACUUAAUAUUUAUGAUGACGUAUUAUUCUUAAAAUAAAUCGUUUUUUUUUUUUACGGCGCUGGCAAUGUGUCGAUGAGUGCGACAAUUUUGGACUGAAAGCAAUUUUGUCAUUGAAAGUUCGGUAUCGGUCACGUGCUGACUUCAGUUUCGCGCUAACUUACCGUUUAUACAUGUUCCUGUCGCAUGAGCAGUGUCGACGUCGGUUGCGCUUAAAAAUAUAUAUUUUUAUAGGUACCUAUAUGUAGUGUAUUUAAUCGAAUGUAUUCUCAAAGAAAAAAAAGUUUAAUACUAUUAAAACCUUCGAAUAACGUUCACGUAAAAUUCAGAGGAUUGUAAACCAUUAGGUACAUAAAAUAUUAUGGCUCUGUUUACGAGCUUAUUGCACUGUAACGUUUAUACUAAUAGAGUUUCGUGCUUUUGAAACAGUAUCUUGACGGGAUGCUUUUUACGUGGACGAUAUUAGGUAUCAGAACUACUAUUAUAAUAUUAUAAUGCUAAGCUAUUUGUCGUACCUACCUUUCAGAGUUCUAAACUAUAAGGUUUCUAAUUUCAUAUUUUCUUUAGUCUGUCUAUGUGAAGUUUUCUUAUUUUCUGUAAUUUAAAAUUAAAUGUAAUACACAAUA